UGCGCCCCACCUUGUUUCGGUCACGUGACGUGACGUGAGUUUACGAAGAUGGUGGAAGUUUCUUUUCCCUUGAAGUAAAGCCUCGCCUGAAAUCUAAACAUACUGCAGACCGAGGGCUGGGACUUCACUGCAGCGUCAUCAGUUUGGUUUUACAUCCUCCCUUCGGAUCCAGGUAUUCAGCCCAGCCCUAUGUCAUGGCCAGUGGAGUCACCAAGUUGGGCACUUCCAACGGUUACCCUAUGAAGGCACAGCUACAAAUCAUUGUGUUAUCAGCAAAACUAAAAGAGAACAAGAAAAACUGGUUUGGUCCCAGUCCUUAUGUGGAAGUGACAGUCGACGGCCAGUCCAAGAAAACAGAGAAAUGCAACAACACCCACAGCCCCAAAUGGAAGCAGCCGCUCACUGUGAUUGUGACUCCAUUCAGCAAACUGGUGUUUCGCGUCUGGAGCCACCAGACACUGAAGUCAGAUGUGUUGCUAGGCAUGGCCACGCUGGACGUCAGUGACACACUCAAGUCUAACGACAUGAAAAUCUCUGAGGUGGUGCAGACCUUACAGCUGUGUGCAGACAGAGACCAGUCAGAUGUGGUGGGAGACCUGUCUGUCUGCCUGGACGGCAUGACUGUCGAGCCCGAGAUGUUCGCCACAGCUGAGGCUGACCAUCACAGUACAUCAAAUGGGGAAUCACAACCAAAUGGGGAUCAUGCAAUAAGGCGGAGUCGAGACAGCUCUCCAGCUGUGGACGGUGCAGAGCACAGGUCUUCUCCCAGUGGCCAGAGGUCAGUGAACAGCACAGGGUCUCCCUCAAUGUCAUCAGGGGGCUCGAGGCCUCUCCGACCACCCAGGCCCUCCAGACCUCCUCCUCCAACCCCCCGCAGACCCACCUCUUCACCAGCAUCUUCCAGCAACAGCUCUGCACCAGCUGAUGGCAGUGACGGUCAGUCAGGUUCUGAUACACCAGUGCGAACACCAGCCUCAGGACCUUCAUCAGCCCCAGACUCAAGUCCAUUGGUAGGCUCAGACAGGAACUCCGUGUCGGCCACCAGCUCUGAAGUUGCAGCAACCAGACAGCCAACCAGCACCAUCACCCCUGCUGUCACUCCCAGGGUCCCCGCUGUCAACACUGGACCGUUGCCCCCUGGGUGGGAGCAGAGAGUGGAUCAGAACGGCAGGGUGUAUUUUGUCGAUCAUGUGGAAAAGAGAACAACGUGGGAACGCCCCGAACCACUGCCCCCUGGCUGGGAGCGUCGGGUCGACCAGAUGGGGCGGGUCUACUUUGUUGAUCACAUCACGCGAACCACUACGUGGCAGCGCCCCACAAUGGAGACAGUGCGCAACUAUGAGCAGUGGCAACACCAGCGUAGCCAGCUACAGGGUCACAUGCAGCAGUUCAACCAGAGGUUCAUAUUCGGGCUACAAGACCAGGUCUCAGCCACUCAGAAUAAGGAGUUUGAUCCUCUCGGGCCUCUGCCACAUGGAUGGGAGAAGAGAACGGAUGCGAAUGGCAGAGUUUAUUUUGUACAUCACCCUACACGGUCAACACAGUGGGAAGACCCACGAACACAGGGGUUGCUGAAUGAGAAGCCACUUCCAGAGGGCUGGGAGAUGAGGUUCACUGUAGAUGGUAUUCCCUACUUUGUAGACCACAACAGGAGAACGACCACCUAUAUUGACCCUCGCUCUGGAAAAUCCUCACUUGAAAACGGACCACAGAUCACCUACGUUCGAGACUUUAAAGCCAAAGUACAGUACUUCAGAUUCUGGUGCCAGCAACUGUCAAUGCCUCAACACAUCAAGAUCACAGUAUCCAGAAAAACCCUGUUUGAGGACUCCUUCCAGCAGAUAAUGAGCUUCAACGCUCAAGAUCUGCGAAGGAGACUAUGGAUCAUCUUCCCUGGAGAAGAAGGCCUUGAUUACGGAGGCGUUGCCAGGGAGUGGUUCUUCCUGUUGUCCCAUGAGGUUUUAAACCCCAUGUACUGCCUGUUUGAAUAUGCCGGUAAAGAUAACUACUGUCUCCAGAUCAACCCUGCCUCCUACAUCAACCCUGACCACCUCAAGUAUUUCAAGUUCAUAGGACGCUUCAUUGCUAUGGCUCUUUUCCAUGGCAAGUUCAUCGACACUGGUUUCUCACUGCCAUUUUACAAGCGCAUCCUGAAUAAGCCAUUGGCCCUCAAAGACCUGGAGUCAAUAGACCCAGAGUUCUACAACUCCCUCAUGUGGAUCAAGGAUAACAACAUCGAGGAGUGUGGGCUGGAGAUGUUCUUCUCCGUUGACAAAGAGAUCCUGGGGGAAAUCUCCACCCAUGAGCUGAAAUCAGGAGGAGGGGACAUCCAAGUCACUGAGGAGAACAAGGAGGAGUACAUCAGGCUGGUAGCAGAGUGGAGGCUGUCCAGAGGAGUGGAAGAGCAAACGCAGGCUUUCUUUGAAGGCUUCAACGAGGUCCUCCCUCAGCAGUACCUGCAGUACUUUGAUGCUAAAGAGCUUGAGGUGAUGCUGUGUGGUAUGCAGGAGAUCGACCUUGCAGACUGGCAAAGAAACACCAUCUACAGACACUACGCACGAAGCAGCAAACAGAUAAUGUGGUUCUGGCAGUUUAUAAAGGAGAUGGACAAUGAGAAGAGGAUGAGAUUGCUGCAGUUUGUCACCGGUACCUGUCGCCUACCUGUAGGAGGCUUUGCUGACCUUAUGGGAAGCAAUGGUCCCCAGAAGUUCUGUAUUGAAAAGGUGGGAAAAGAAAACUGGCUUCCCAGAAGUCACACGUGCUUCAACAGACUGGACUUGCCACCCUACAAGAGCUAUGAGCAACUGAAGGAGAAGCUGAUGUUUGCCAUUGAGGAGACAGAAGGCUUCGGACAGGAGUGAGAGGAAACCAGGCGAAGUUUAAAUAGUGGGUGCAGGAUUCUGAAGGAAUAAAGACUACGGUGUUCAAAUCAGGGAGCCUCUUUAGAAAAGACAGGUGUUUCGUGUGUUUGUGCUCAUGCAUGUAUGCACACACCUGUGUGGUACUUUAUGGGUGCAUGUGUGAGACUGUUGCCUGCAUGUUGCAAAGGAGCUGGGAUUUGUGUACACCAUGCUCGCAGCAGGCCUCUCAGUGCUUGAUUUUGUACUCUUUUAAACCAAAACACAGAAGCUGCUCCUGUCUCUGAGAAUGUGCGGCAAAUUAUGCAUGGGAUCCUGAAAACUCACCCUCUACGACAUCUCUUUAAUGGGGCUGCAGUAGUUUUUCCACCCCCCAUGUGAUCUUGUAAUGGCAGGUAACAGGGUGGCCUUGAGGUUACAGUUAAAAUCUCACAACCAGAUGGGUCACAAGUUCUAACAGUAGUGUCAAGGUGUCUUUGACUACCUGAUUUCUUCUUAUUAAGUUGCUCUGCAUUAAAGCAUCUGGUAAAUGUCAGUGUUAAAUUUUAAGGCAAAAUUGAGAGGAUGUGCUUUUCCUAAAACAGGGUUAAGUUUCGCCAAAAAGCAAACUUUGUUGCUCAAAGAUUGUUUGUUGCAUUAGAAUGAGUUGCAUCCACAUCAAUGUCAUUCCUCAUCAUAUUCUCAAAUCUUUCACACUUUAAUCUGCAUCUCUACUCAUGACUAAGUGGAUCUUUUUUUCUUUUCUUUUUUUUUUUUUAAAGUGAACAGUAACACCGACUCCAAAUUAACACUUAAAUAACAGACAAUCUAUGUGCUUCGAAGAGAUUUGGGAGACAUCCCUAAUAUAAGUAACAAGAGAGAAACAGUUUUGUGUUCCUGGUUCUAUAGUAUUUGAUCUGUGAAUCACUUAAUGAUUGUAAAAAGUGUUGUAACCUCCAUUAUUUAUAGUGGUGGGACAUGUGGAAGACAACAGAACUUAAACUGACCCUAGUUUUAUAGGGAUGGAGUUAUGCUGUGAUGCAGAAUGGGACGUCUUGGAUUAGUAGAGUAUUCUGGGAGAAUCGAAGUUAUUCAUCUUAAUAUCACCUUCAGAUACAUUUUACACCUUCCUUUUAAUUCAUGUGGUGAAAACAAGAUCCUGAAGAAAUCCAUUUGGGAAGAAUAUAGUAUGCAGUGUAUUCAGUACUCAAGAUGUACUCGACUUAAUGUGUCAGAACUUUUAAAAGACUCAAAACACAAGUGAAAAACACCAAAUGCAAGUCAAACCAAAUCCAUGUUUUUAAAAUCUUAACUGACAUGAAUACUUUGCAAAACUCUAAAAGAAAUUGUAUGUAGCUCCUCAUACACAUGUAGCAUUUAAAGGUGAGUGAUAGCGCUAUUGUCUUAUUUGAACUAUUUUCUUGCCCCGCAACAAACCAGAAACUGAAUUGGAAAAAUAAAUUGAAAAUCUGUCAUUUUACCUCAGGAAUUUGAGUCAGCAUUCCUCUGAUGUCAUUUGUUGUUUUACAGACAAACAUACUGCUUCAAAACAUUUCUGAGACAUAUUUUAUGUAAAGAUUCUUAGUGUGGCGUUGAUUAUGGAUCCCAAGAACAGCCGAUUUUGGCAGGUUAGUGUUCGUUAAUUACAUAUGUGUGUGUGCACUGUGCACAAAGAAACCUCCAAAUGCUUUACUAAUGUGGAAUCCAACGUUGAGUGUGUAAACAGUCUUUAUUUUGUAAGUGCAAACACUUGUUUGGUUUGACAUUGCACAACAUCUGAUCAACACUAACAGAUUUAAAGAAGAUGAUUAAUCAAAUUUAUCUAUAUGAAAUAAAAACACCCGGUAGUGUGGUUGCUCAUUUUGCAGUGUCUUUUUUAAUAAGUUAAUUACUCACUGGAAAGACAGGCGUGGUUACUUAGGAACAUAGGAUUCCGGUGUUAGUCUGACAAAGCACAGCACUUUUUAAAAUUUCCCUCCACUUUCUUUUCAUGCAGCAUGAAGGGCAUCAAGUCCCGGAUGUUAUUAACUCUAGGCUCUUUAACACGUGCAUGGUGAGGUGGUGUUUGUCACUAGCCUUCAGGUAGCCUUAUUUCCACCCUUAGGUAUCAGGUAUCCUUUUAGCAACUUGAUGCCAGCAGAGAUGAUCGACCACGUGGGCUGAAUGGUCAAAUUAAUCCUCUGCUUCUGGGUCAGUCCUUCUCGACCCUGCUGUGGAGAAGUAACCAGACCAACAGGAGUUUGAGAAAUUCUUUUGAAGAAUCUGAACCAGUGUGGAAAAGCUACACUUGAGCUGAUGGCACAUAGCCUGUUUCAAUGGCUAAUUGUGACUUCAGCUGGGAUAACAUCUACUGAGACAAAGUCAGUGUAAUAUAACGAAUGUAUCAUGAUGAAAAGUAGAUUGGUAAAGUUUCCCAUUUACAUUUUUGCCUCAGAUCGUUACCCCUGAUGCAAAGUGUUUUGAUCUUGUUCUGGGUCGAUCACAUAUUAAAAGCCCGGGGACAUAGUAGUUAAGCAAAUAUGUAAAUAUCAUAAUUCACUGCUUUGUUUUUGUUCUCUAGAGUUUUCCAUGUACAACUAAACCACUGUCACUCUGUACAUGAAAACGAGUUGUAAAUGGUGUCAAUAACAAAUUUUCUUUUGUAAAAGAAAGGUUUUAAUAAGAGGUUUAUGGUAACACUAUAUUUUCUUUUCCCUGUUUAAUUUCUGAUGUACAUGAAAAAUGUGUAAUAUAGAAAUUGUCACCUUAAUAAAUUAAAUCAAAAAUG
This is a messenger RNA of Siniperca chuatsi (mandarin fish), 5604 nucleotides long. RefSeq names its product itchy E3 ubiquitin protein ligase b (gene itchb). Gene Ontology annotation, molecular function: protein binding; ubiquitin protein ligase activity. Gene Ontology annotation, biological process: protein K29-linked ubiquitination; protein K63-linked ubiquitination; protein K48-linked ubiquitination. The transcript is spliced from 24 exons. NCBI's taxonomy places the organism in Eukaryota, Metazoa, Chordata, Actinopteri, Centrarchiformes, Sinipercidae. Bases 195 to 2861 code for a protein of 888 amino acids. The record is from RefSeq and is a predicted model, not a curated record.